UUGGGCAGCAGCAGCUACAUUGUAUCGUUUGACAGAACUAAAUAGUUACAUUGUACAUCAAGAGGAACGAUUUUUUAAAUUUAUACUGACGUCGACAGACAGACUGUUAACAUAAUCUUUAUUCCUCAAUCAACAUUUUAAAUACAUAGUCAUAUAUCUUUGAAUCUCCGGUUUUACCAGACAGAUGUGGAUACAGUUCUACAGGGAGUAACACACCUGCAGUAAAGAGGGGAAGAGGAUCCUAAUUCAGAGGACCAGUGGAUGACCUGCCUACUGUACAGACCAUGAUCUGAAGGCCCCGCCACGUGGCCCCAUUCUUUCUUCUUCAUUAUUUCCUGCAGGGGUAAGAGCUCCUAGACUAGCCGCCUCAGACAGGUGGAGCGGAGGGAGAUAGAGAGAGUGUGUACAAGAGAGUGUGACAGCCAAGCGCCUAGUCUGCAACAGUGCCCACCAACCACCUCCACAGGACAGCCGUGCCCUCUGACCCCGCCACGCCCCCUGCCCCUCCCACCGCCAGACCGGAACCAUGGGAAGGAAAAAGAUCCAAAUACAGAGGAUUACAGACGAACGGAACAGACAGGUGACGUUCACCAAGAGGAAGUUUGGCCUGAUGAAGAAGGCGUAUGAGCUGAGCGUGCUGUGCGACUGUGAGAUCGCCCUCAUCAUCUUCAACCACUCCAACAAGCUGUUCCAGUACGCCAGCACCGACAUGGACAAGGUCCUGCUCAAAUACACCGAGUACAACGAGCCCCACGAGAGCCGUACCAACGUCGACAUCAUGGAGACGUUGCGAAAGAAAGGCUUUAAUGGUUGCAACAGCCCUGAGCCGGACGGCGACGACUCCAUCGACCAAAGCCCGUUAAACGACGACAAGUACCGCAAGAACGAGGACCUGGAUAUCCUGUUCAAGCGCUAUGGCUCAGCCGUCCCCCAGCCCACUUUCUCCAUGCCCGUCACAGUGCCAGUGUCCAAUCAGAAUGCUCUCCAGUUCAGUAACUCUGGCGGCCUGGUAACCACCUCCUUCGUCACCUCCACCCUCACAGACCCACGCCUGCUGUCGCCACAGCAACCUCUCCAGAGGAACACUGGGUCUCCAGGGUUACCACAGCGACCGGCCAGCGCAGGUGCUCUAUUGGGAGGUGAACUGAGCAACUCCAACGGAGGAUGCCCAAGCCCUGUUCCGAACGGCUACAUCAGUGCCAGGGCCUCCCCCGGCCUCCUCUCCGUCUCCAACGGCAACAGCCUGGGGAAAGUAGUCCUGGCCAAGUCUCCACCUCCGCCCAGCCCUCAGAUGGUGAACAGCCGCAAGCCUGAUCUCCGGGUCAUCACCUCCCAGAGCGGCAAGAGCCUGAUGCAGCUGAAUGCUCAGCGGUUAGGCGGUUCUCAAGGGAACCUGUCCACGCCAGUGGUUUCCGUGGCGACGCCCAGUCUCCUAGCCCCCUUCUCCGCCAUGCAGACGGCCUACAACACUGAGUACCAGCUGACAAGUGCAGAUCUCACAGCGCUCCAGACAUUCACGCCAUCAGGGCUGCUGCCUAGCAACAUGUCCACCUGGCAACAGCAACCAGCAGUAUCCCAGCAGCAGCAACAACAGCAGCAGCAACAACAACAGCAGCAGCAGCAACAACAACAACAGAUCAGCUUGGCGUCACUCAGUAAUUUGGUGCCGGUGGGCCACUUACCUCAGGGCACCAUGCUGACGAUUAACACCAACCCCAACAUCAGCAUCAAGUCGGAGCCCGUGUCACCCAACCGCGACCGCAGCACCCCGUGCUCCACAGCUGGGGGUGGCGGAGGAGGGGGCCUAGUGACCAUCACAGGGGCCCCUAUGUCAGGCCAGUACCCAGGGGCCCUGCGCCUGGAGCCGUCCACCCUGCAGGGCCGCUCGCCCGUCGGCAGCCUGAGCAGCAACGGCAGCUCCUACGAGGGUGACCGGGACGAUGGGGCCCAAGGGCGGGCCCAGGACUUCCACCACCAGGGAGGGGCCUCCUCGGCCAUGGGGCUCCUGAGGCCCUCGUCCACUCAGGAGCAGCAGGAGCAGGAGGGGGCCAACGUGAAAAGAAUGAGACUGGACACCUGGGUCACAUAGAUGUGUAGAACAAGAGAGUGAAGGGAAGAGAUGCCCCAUCCCCCACCCUUUUACCGUAUGUACAGUAAAUGCUGACCUCACACACAUGCCUCCACCACACACAAACACACACACAUGCACCGGACUCACCCAUUUGCGCAUGCUCUUACACUCUUGCACACACUCUUUCUCUCACAAAUGUAUGCGUUGACACACAAGCUACAUACUGUUUUACACUAUAUUGUACUAAACACACACACACACUUUCACACAAACACCCUCUAUAGGGGCAGAGUCACCGAACCAGGGAUUACAUGUCAACAUAGUGUGUUGGACAAGAUUAGGAUUGGAAUGAAUGACUUCUCUUUUGUUCAAGCUGGCUCGGUCUCCUUUUCGUUUUGAAGGGAGAGAGAGCAGCUAGAAAACUGACUGAUUAUUGACUGACUAAUGGCUUUGCUGGGUUUUCUCUUCACCCUCUACAUCACAUAAUACACACCUGGUAUCCUCCUGUCUUUUAUCCACAGUAGGUCUCUAGUCCAGCUGCACUGCUCUGUUGAGAAACAGUAGAACAACCAAAAUGAAUCCACUUCUUUGUAUCUGCCCAGUGGCACUGUUAUAUCCAGCUUUUGGUGUUUUUGUAAAGAGUAUGAGAUUGGUGAAUGAGAUUUUAACUGUUUUUUUUUUAAAUAUUAUGUCCUCUCUGUCUGACUGUUGUCCAUCAACCAUCUUUAAAUUUCUAUUAACAUUUCUGUUUUAGAUUUGAGAACCCAAAAUUCACGGAGUCAAACUGAUUAGCUAUCCAUUUUAGAAGACCGGUUUUACUCUUCUAAAGUGGAUGAUCCUUGUUUUGUUUAGUUUUAGCCAGGUAUUUAAUCAGAACCAUGCAAAUAGCUGUUUAAUCUGAAACAUCGAUACCUUAUCUAGGUCAAAUACUGUUUUAUCAGGGAAGGGCUGCCCUAGCUCUAUGACACAUGCUACAGAUACCUACCGAUCAACUUCAGAUGCUGCGUGUGUUUCCUGUUCUGUGAUAUUUAUUUCAAAUGCUCUUUUUGUGUUUUUUUUACUACCUUCUUGACUUUUCAAUUUUCCCCACGCUCAAAUCCAUCCAAACUCACACACAAAAAAUGUUGUUGUUAAACAAUGCCUGUGUUUCAGAAGGCUCUGAAUAGGAGAUGUAAACUGGGAGAAAAAGUGAAGAACUGUGUAUAUAAGCAAUUUGUUCUGUUUCCUUCUGUAUGGCUUUUGUAUAGCAGGGACAUCGUUUUUUGAGGGUAACAUAUAGAGCAUAUAAAUAUAUAUUUAAACAGCAGCGAUAGCAGAUCUUGAGAGUAAGUGAUGAACUGCAUAUGAUGCAGAGAAAACGAUAGACGACAGGGAUUGUAUAUAGAUAUAUAUGUUCACAUAUGUUCAGCAGGAUAUCCCUAAAAGCUAAUGUGUUGAUUCUCAGUGGAUCUGUCUUUCUAUUUAUGUGUGUGUACAUAAGUGUACUAGGUUGCAAAGCCAAGUGAGGGUGCUAGAGGGACAGAAAAGGAAGUAGCAGUGGAUUGGACUGUUUGAGUGAGCAGUGGUUAGUACUCUGACGGAGCGCACUUUAACCUCUUCCUCCCCCCAAGCCCCCAAAAUGCCCCCUCUCUUUAAAAGCCAGGUGUCCUCCAGAAAGGGACAGUCAUGUCUGCAUGUCCUCAGGCACGUCAAACUCAUUCAACACACACACAAACACAUUUACACACAUUAGCCAGACAAGUAUCCCCUGUGCUUUCUGUUAGAGGAGAGUUCCCUGGCCACAUUAAUUAAUUACAGCAUUUCACUCAUUGAACCGUGGUGUGAACUCGACCGCUCCCUACCAGUGACUUAAGACAAGUCCAUCUCACGCUCAUUUGACCCCUGCCACUAUCAAUUUUCUGCCAAAACGCCUCAUUGCUCCACACACUCAAACACCAUAUUCGCAUAUACUCUGCACUCUGUCCAGAACAGGUUCAAAUGACCUCCCAUUGGCUCUUUAUCGUUUUAUAUCGUUGUAGUUGUUGCCGUAGGGAUUGUGCAGCCUGACUCGUCAGGAGUCUAGACGAUCGUCUAGAGGCGGAUGGCAGAGAGAGAGAGAGAGAGAUCACGCCUGCCGGCAUAUUCACACACCCUUAGACUGUAAGACUGUUGUGUCCUGAGCUUUGAACAAAACGUUGACCCUGAUGUUUUUUUAUAAUAAUGGUAGCUAUGUCUUGAAUAGGGCCACAUGCCAUGAAGAGAUGUUUCAUACCUAGACUAAAUGGUGACUAGCGGAAGCAGACGAUGGGGUUGGUUAGUACUCUGGACGCUGGCCAAUCGAGGUGUUGUAUAAAGCCCUGACAUUAUCUCAGAACAACACUAAGGGUCACUGUAAUCACAAAUGAAAAGACAAUCGUCAUGACAAUAGUUAACCUGCGCCCCCAUAUUCCCCAUGUAUAAUGAAUGAUGUUUAGAGAAUCUCACUUUCCAGUGUUAAUUUGUGCUGGUGACAGUUCUAUUGUCUGUUUUUAUUAUAAUUGUUCUAUGAUAAUUGCUAUUAUUACUGUUAAUAUUAUCAUUAUUGUGACCAUCGAUGGUAAUUGUAAUGAUGAUAUAGAAAAGGCAAUUUAAUUUUUUGCGGUUUUGUGUAGGUUAGGAAUCUUGUUUUAUUUGAAUUUUAUUUUAUUAUAUAUAAAUAUAUUUUUGUUUUGUUUUCAUUUUUCAUUUUGUUUUUUCUUCAAAGGGUGUACUAAAAUUGCACGAUUUAUGACGUAAAACAAAACCGCUGUAGUAAUAUUAGUACAUGUGCGAUCAUGAAAGGUGGUAAACAAGUUUAAUAUAAUAACCAGUUCAAUGCUGCAAUGUACAAAACUUAGUCUACAGAUAGUAAAGUGAGGACAAGACACAUUUAAUUUAUUUCUGACCAGACACAAAGAUGUCAAUGCAUGGGCGUAACACAAAAAAAGAAUGAAUCAUAUUAUAGGAAAUACAUAUGAAAUGUAAUAUCAAUAAGAAUAUACAUCACACAGAAAUAAAAUAGAAAUUGAAGAAAAAAGUACUAUUAUAGCUAAUAUAUUGUGUUCGGCUAGUCUGCUUUUUGUUGUAAACAAAAUUACGUUUUUUUGUUGUUUUUGGAGAAUGAUAUACAAUUUGUGUAUAUUUUCAUAAAUAAAGUAUGCACUGAUGUUAUUACAAAUUCUAUACUGCUUUUACAAAAAAAGUGUUUGUUAUUGUACCAAAGUAUCCAUUUGUCCCUUCUUACCCUCCCCUUUUUGCUUAUGUUUUAUCGUAUUUUAUAUAUUAAAUAGACAAGUUGACCUACAAA
Messenger RNA from Salvelinus namaycush (lake trout), 5375 nucleotides. Its product is annotated as myocyte-specific enhancer factor 2D homolog. The transcript has 10 exons. Lineage: Eukaryota; Metazoa; Chordata; Actinopteri; Salmoniformes; Salmonidae. The coding region runs from base 527 to 2089 and encodes 520 amino acids. The record is from RefSeq and is a predicted model, not a curated record. Gene Ontology annotation, biological process: positive regulation of transcription by RNA polymerase II; cell differentiation. Gene Ontology annotation, molecular function: RNA polymerase II cis-regulatory region sequence-specific DNA binding; DNA-binding transcription factor activity, RNA polymerase II-specific; protein dimerization activity.